Molecule: messenger RNA, 12096 nt
Organism: Sitophilus oryzae (rice weevil)
Lineage: Eukaryota; Metazoa; Arthropoda; Insecta; Coleoptera; Curculionidae
Gene: Dhc36C
Product: dynein heavy chain 7, axonemal
Exons: 58
Coding region: 116-12058 (3980 amino acids)
Biological process (GO): microtubule-based movement
Cellular component (GO): dynein complex
Molecular function (GO): minus-end-directed microtubule motor activity; dynein light intermediate chain binding; ATP binding
Source: RefSeq, a predicted model, not a curated record
GAAAGAUUUAACGUGUUUCAAUAGGAUAUUUCGUGAUAAUAUUGUAAGUUAUAUAAGUUGAAAAGUCCUGAAUUUCCAUGAUAAGUUAGGGAAAAAUAAAAAUAUAUAAUAAAAAAUGUCUGGAAAAGAGGUGGAGAGGGAUCGGCUAUUAAAAAGGAUAGCAGAAAAACGGGCAAAACUAGAAGCUAGGAGUGAUUUGAAUAUAAAGAUACCUAGAUUGCAGCUGCCUUCUGAUUUCAACUUCCAGGAUAGGUCCGUAUUUUCGUUACCUCCAGAAAUAUUGAAACCGAUUUUGGCUUCUGCCCAUCCAAAGUAUCGUAAGAAAAUUGCAGCUGAAAAGAAAAGAGCUACCGAAGAAAGAAAUAAAUUAAAAUCCUACACUGCUCUACGUAAGCAACGCGAGGAAUUUAGGCAGAAACUGGUCAGUCUGAUAACGAACCCGCAAGAUGAAAUGGACGUUGAUGACAUCCCUUCCGCUCAGGAAAAGGAAAUGCUCCGAUACUACUACUAUGUAAAACAUGGCGUUGAUACUGUACACCUGGCACCACUGGACGAACAAGUUUUGAACCGAGUACUGUCAUUGGUACCACGCAGACUGAUGGUCUGGGAAGAGACACUCUCCAAAACCGUGGAAGACGUCAAGGAGGACUUCAUGAUGGCCAACAAGAAGGCCAUCAUCGAUUUCGUCCUGCAAGAUCCAACGUUCAUCACUACGAUCAAGGACGAAGACAUCCCGUUCAGCAAGGAGAAGAAACAGAUAGGAAACAGUUUCAGACCCGCUUUCGAUUUUGCCAAGGCCAAAAUGGAACGGAAUUUGCACGUGAUCAAUCCUUGUUUGGCCGUGUUGUUGGAUCUUUGGUACACUAGAUUCAGAAAACUCCGGUUGGUGAACAUCGAAGAUCUGAAAAACCACGAAGGCGCGUUCGAUCUGCAAGACUUCAAGUACACUGUCCAAAAAAGUAUAGAUCACUGCAGGGAGGUCCUGAUCGACCAGUACUACUACGCAGUGUCCGACGUGUUUUUGCAAGGCUCCAAGAAGAACAAGCUGCCCAAUCCUAGCAAACCCAAACGCAUGAAGUCGUUCUAUGAUGCCGUGGCAACGAUCAUGACCAAUCAUUUGCAGACUUUGUGUCUAAAGUCACUCUAUGAUUUCAUUGAGUACAUAAUGGACAUAAAAUAUUCAAAUAAGGGGUUUCAAAUCAAGUUGGUUCAACGUGCAAAUAUUCUCUGUUUUGAACCGCCAUUCAAAAACUUCAAAGACGUUCUCAUCAACAAAAUUGAUGGCAUAGUGGAAGCGGUUAUGGAUAUUCCUCGCCUGGAAACGAAACUGUAUCUGGAUUGGGCCGAACAAGAUCAAUUCUUGAAGCCAACAAUUCCGGAAGAAACAAUCCUAAACUACAAAUACCGAAUCAAAGAUUUGCUGGAAAACCAACGUAUCGGCCCCGAACUGAGAGUUCAAGAUUUUGACGAGUACAUGCCCCUGAUCAACGGCGAAGCUGACGAGGAGAUCAACCAGUUCCUAGCCGGCGAUCACAAGCUCGAAGACUACGCCAGACAGAUACUCAAGUACAAGGAGAUCAUGGAUAAAGUACCGCUCAGUACUUCGCACGUGAUUACAAUGGAGAUGUAUGAGAUGAACAGGCACGACUUGAUCAAAACUCUGGAGAUGCAGGCGGACUUGUUCAGGGAGAGUCUGAUACAGAGAUGUGUCAAGACGUACCAGUACAUGUGCAAAGCUUUAGGUGAAGAAUACCAGACAAUAGCAGAAAAAGCGCUGAAUAUACCGGGCGAUACGGCUGAACUGAUGGAACUAAUAAGAUAUGUCAGGGACGUGGAAACUCUUAUCCUUUACCAGAUGGAAGACCGACUAAGAGAAGUGAUGGAAUACAUACUAUUUCUGGCAGAUCACACUCUGUUCACGCCGGUAGAGAUGAAACAAAAUAACAUCACUUUCCACUGGUAUUUGCACAUGCCCAAAGUGAUCGAAGAACACAAACAAAUGAUCGAGGCAAAAAUGGAAGAAUUCCAAGCGCAACUCGCAUUGAGGAUUCAGAAAUUCACGGACGAUUUGGAGAUGUACGCCAAGAUGGUCGACGAACUUCAGUACAACGGCAACGUUGAAGACCUGCCACGAUACCACAAGAAGGCUACGAAACUUGACGAAAGAUUGAUCCACGCUAUGGAAAGAAUCGACCAGUUCAACGAAGAAGAGCAAGCUUUCGGCUUCGAACUAUCCCAGUACCCUGUCCGCAAACAAGUCCACGAAAGACUGGCACCAUACAAGAAGCUCUACGACAACUCUACCGACUUCAUCAACAAGCACGAGCUCUGGAUGAAGUCCAGAGUGGGCUCGUACGAUCCAGAAGAAAUCGAAACUGACGUGGGAACGUACUACAGGAAUAUUUAUAAAUUGGAGAAGCUGUUUUCUGACAGACCCGCCACUUUGAAUCUGGCUACGACAGUUAGGGAAGAAAUUGAAGGUUUUAAGGAACACAUGCCUAUUAUCCAGACGUUGGGCAAUCCUGGAAUGAAGGAACGCCAUUGGGAGAAGGUGUCUGAAAUUGUAGGAUUUCCUAUUAAAGUUGAUGAUGACCUCACAUUGGAAAAGAUCAUUGACUAUGGGUUGGACGACUACAUCGAGAAGUUCGAAGCCAUAUCUGAAGCGGCCACCAAAGAAAACAACUUGGAAAAGAACUUGAACAAGAUGAUCUCCGAGUGGGUCGACAUGGAGUUCACAGUUCUUGCCUACAGAGACACCGGAACUUAUAUUUUAUCGGCCAUAGAUGACAUUCAAGUACAACUAGAUGAUCAUAUCGUCAAGACUCAGACCAUGAAGAAUUCGCCUUAUAUCAAACCAUUUGAAAAGGAAACUCUUGAUUGGGAAUCUAAACUACAACUACUCCAAGAGAUUCUUGACGAAUGGCUCAAAGUUCAAGCCACCUGGAUGUACCUGGAACCCAUAUUCUCCUCCCCAGACAUCCAGCAACAGAUGCCCGAGGAAGGAAGAAGAUUCAGCGCCGUCGAUAAGAUCUGGAGGGACCUAAUGAAGACGGUGUUUAGCGAUCCGAAAGUUCUGUCGGUAGUGGAGAUUGACAAGAUGGUGGAGAGGUUGAAGAAGUGCAACAACUUGUUGGAGAUGAUUCAGAGGGGAUUGAACGAUUACUUGGAGAAGAAGAGGUUGUUCUUCCCCAGGUUCUUCUUCCUGUCUAACGACGAGUUGUUGGAGAUCCUGUCAGAGACGAAAGAUCCAACAAGGGUACAACCACAUCUGAAGAAGUGCUUCGAAGGUAUAGCAAAAUUAACAUUUACCGAGGACCUUGAUGUGACCGAGAUGAAAUCAAGUGAAGGUGAGAUAGUACCACUACCAGAUAUCAUUCAGACAGCCCUGGCUAGGGGUCAAGUGGAGAAAUGGCUGGUCGAAUUGGAAGCGGAUAUGAAGAAAGCAGUACACUUGAUGGUACAAAAAUCAAUUGAGGAUUAUCCCAAGAAACCAAGGGAUCAAUGGGUAUUGAGAUGGCCUGGUCAAUGUAUCCAGUCUGUCGGUACGACGUUUUGGACUACAGAAGUGACAAAGUCAAUAAGCGAAGGACUUAUGGCUAUGAGAUUGUAUUUGAACAAGUGCAACGUACAAAUCGCCAAAAUUGUCGAUUUAGUACGCGGAAAACUGAGCACACAAAACAGGAUAACAUUGAGUGCAUUGAUUGUUCUUGAUGUUCAUCAACGGGAUGUGCAUUCCGAACUUAUCGAGCUUGAAGUUAAGACUACCAACGAUUUUAACUGGCUGUGUCAGUUGAGAUAUUAUUGGGAGUCUAAUCAAAUGCAAGUUGCCAUGAUUAAUUCCACUUUACGUUAUGGUUACGAAUAUUUGGGCAACACUACCAGACUGGUGAUCACUCCAUUAACCGAUAGAUGUUACAGAACGCUCUUCGGCGCCUUGCACUUGCAUCUAGGAGGAGCUCCUGAGGGACCUGCCGGUACUGGAAAAACAGAAACAACAAAAGAUUUGGCUAAAGCUGUGGCUAAACAGUGCGUGGUAUUCAAUUGUUCAGAUGGAUUGGAUUAUAUAGCCUUAGGAAAAUUCUUCAAGGGCUUAGCUUCUUGUGGAGCAUGGUCAUGCUUCGACGAAUUCAACAGGAUCGACUUAGAAGUACUCUCAGUAGUGGCACAACAAAUCUUAACCAUCCAACGAGGUAUCAAUUCAGGAAACGAGAAACUAUUCUUCGAAGGCACAGAACUGAAACUAGAUCCAACCUGCGCAGUAUUUAUUACAAUGAAUCCAGGUUAUGCUGGAAGAACUGAACUACCGGACAAUCUGAAAGCCCUGUUCAGAUCGGUAGCCAUGAUGGUGCCGGAUUAUGCGCUGAUAUCCGAAAUCGAGCUGUACGCAUCGGGUUUCCUGAUCGCCAAGCCUCUGGCUGUCAAAAUCGUGGCCACCUAUCGGUUAUGUUCGGAACAACUGUCUUCCCAAUGCCACUACGAUUACGGUAUGAGAGCUGUAAAAUCAGUGCUUCGCGCAGCUGGCGCCUUGAAGUUGCGUUAUCCUCUGGAAAAGGAAGAGAUAUUAGUUCUGCGAUCCAUAAAGGAUAUUAAUCUUGCUAAAUUUUUGCACCAUGAUGUACCUUUGUUCCAAGGUAUAACUUCAGAUCUGUUCCCCGGCGUUAUCCUACCCGAACCUGACUAUGUAGCUCUAAACAAAGCUGUGGAAGAUGUUUGUCAGACCAUAAAUGUGCAAAACGUGCCAGCUUUCUUGGAGAAAGUACAGCAGUUGUACGAAAUGAUAGUAGUCAGGCACGGUCUGAUGAUUGUAGGGCAGCCUUUCGCAGGAAAAACCACUAGUUAUAGGGUUUUGGCUGAUGCCUUAGGAUUAGUAGAAGAGAGAGGUGAAAUGGAUGAACAUCGAGCCAUUUACACUGUGAUGAACCCAAAGUCUAUUACCAUGGGUCAGUUGUAUGGACAAUUCGACCCAGUUUCACAUGAAUGGUCUGAUGGUGUUUUAGCUGUAAGCUUUAGGCAGUUUGCAAUGUCUACAACCGAUGAUAGGAAAUGGCUGAUAUUUGAUGGCCCAGUAGAUGCAGUGUGGAUUGAGAACAUGAACACUGUCCUGGAUGAUAACAAGAAACUCUGUCUCAUGUCUGGCGAAAUUAUUCAAUUAUCUAACUCGACAAACUUGAUUUUUGAACCCAUGGAUUUGGAUGUAGCCUCACCAGCAACGGUAUCUAGAUGUGGCAUGAUCUAUAUGGAACCGAAGUCUAUUGGCUGGAAGCCUAUGUUGACGUCAUGGUUGAACACAUUACCGCCUUUUAUAAACAACGAUUUCUACAAAACCAUGAUUUUCAAUUUGUUUGUGCGGUUCUGUAAACCGCUGUUGUGGCUGAUCAGAAAAGGUGCAGUCAGGGAAAUCGCUACAACAUCAGAUCACAACCUCGUGCGAGCCACCACAAACCUGUUCGAAUGUUUCAUGGACGAUUUCUAUGACGAGAAAUACAGAGAACAAGUGUCAGACUUAGACGUCAGAGCCCAAAUAGAAGGCUCAUUCUUUUUCGCUUGCAUCUGGUCGAUGGGAGGCACGCUGGACAACAACAGUCGCGAACAGUUCAAUAUGAUUUUUAGGGGACUACUGGAAAGGGAGUUCCCCCAAAGGAUAAUCGACGCUAUGGGCAUACCAUUUGAAAUAGCCAAGCCAGAGAAGCCUUACAUAUUCACGUUGCCUGUUGGGGAGACGGUGUUUGAUUAUAGAUUCCUUAAAGAGGGUAAAGGAAAAUGGAAGUUGUGGUCUGAUGAGUUGAUGAACGCUCCACCCAUUCCAAGGGACAUUCCUGUCAAUCAAAUCAUCGUGACUACUGUGGAGACCGUCAGGAGCAUUGCUCUCAUGCAGCUGUUGAUUCAACAUCAGAAGCCUAUGAUGAUCAUUGGUCCUACGGGUACUGGAAAAUCAGUGUAUAUAACAGAUUUUUUGCUUAAGAAGAACGACACCAAAACUUACAUCCCGUUGUUUAUUAAUUUCUCUGCACAAACAACGGCAAAUCAAACGCAGAGUAUUGUCAUGUCUAAAUUAGAUAAAAGAAGAAAAGGAGUAUACGGCCCACCUGUUACGAAAAAAUGCGUAAUUUUUGUUGAUGAUGUAAAUAUGCCUCUUAAAGAAGUGUUUGGUGCUCAGCCACCAAUAGAACUUUUAAGGCAAUGGUUUGAUCACGAAAUGUGGUACGACUUGAAAGAUAUAGUCCCAAUGAAAUUGAUAGAUAUACAAUUUAUGUGUGCAAUGUGUCCACCAGCAGGAGGUGGCAACACUGUAACCGCAAGAUUUAUUCGUCACUUUAAUCAUUUGUGUAUAGACGAAUUCCAGGAGCACAUUCUUAUCAACAUAUUCAGUAAGAUCAUGCUGUGGCAUUUAGAUACAAGGGGAUUUUCCAAAGAUUUUGAUCCAUGCAUUGAACAAAUAGUGUUAGCUACGUUGGACAUAUAUAAAUUGGCACGAAAGAACUUACUCCCAACUCCAGCAAAGUCCCACUAUCUAUUCAAUCUUAGAGAUUUUUCCCGAGUUAUUCAAGGUGUUUUACUGUCUGUUCCUGAAGCCAUGGAAGACUUAAUGGCUAUCAAACGACUUUGGGUUCACGAGGUUCUCAGAGUCUACUACGACAGAUUGGUGGAUGACAACGAUCGGACAUGGAUAGUAGAAGCCCUAAGAUCUGUUUGUCAGGAUAAGUUGGAAGAAAAUAUGAACGGCAUGUUUAGCAGGCUAGCACAAAAAGGAAAAUUUGUUAUUGGUGAAAUGGAACUGAGGAAAUUGAUAUACUGCGACUUCGCAAAUCCCAAGGCAGACCAAAGACAUUACAUCGAGGUUCAAGAUUUAGAGUAUCUCAAAUCAGUUGCAGAAGGCUAUUUGAACGAGUUCAAUAAUAUGACGAAGAAACCGAUGAAUCUUGUGCUGUUCAGAUUUGCUAUCGAACAUCUAUCCAAAAUCUGUCGAAUCCUGAAACAGCCCAGAAGUCAUGGUUUAUGUGUGGGAGUAGGGGGUUCAGGUCGCCAAUCCUUGACACGUUUAGCAGCUCAUAUUUCUGAAUAUGAGCUGUUUCAAGUGGAGAUCACGCGAUUGUACGGAGUGAACGAAUGGCGCGAAGACGUCAAAGUGAUCUUAAGAAAAGGCAGCGCUUCGGAUCAGCACGGCGUGUUUUUGUUCUCUGACACUCAGAUCAAGGAAGAAGCUUUCUUGGAGGAUGUGAGCAAUCUGAUGAACUCUGGAGAGGUUCCGAAUUUGUUCACUGCCGAGGAAAAAAUCGAAAUAUGCGAAAAGAUGCGUCAAUUGGACAGACAAAGAGACAAAUCCAUGCAAACCGAUGGCAGUCCAGCUGCUUUGUUCAACUUUUUCGUGCAAAUUAUUCGUGAACAACUCCACGUGGUCUUGACGAUGAGUCCCAUAGGAGACAGCUUCAGAAACAGGAUCAGAAAGUUCCCGGCGUUGGUCAAUUGUUGCACCAUAGAUUGGUUCCAGUCAUGGCCAGAAGACGCUUUGCUGGCCGUAUCGAAAAAAUUCUUGGGAGAAAUCGAGUUGACAGAUCACGAGCGCGUGGUUUGCAUUGACAUGUGUCAAAUCUUCCACGUGUCAACGCAGGAACUCUCCGGAGAGUUCUUCCUUAGGUUGAAGAGGUACAACUAUGUGACGCCUACGUCCUAUCUGGAAAUGAUCAACACUUUUAAGACCUUCCUAACAAAUACACGAAAACAAUUAUUAUUGGGAAAGAGCCGGUAUGAAGUAGGCUUAGAAAAACUAGAAAAUGCCGGUGCUGAAGUAGCCGUUAUGCAAAGAGCUUUGGAAGAGCUACAGCCUCAGCUAGUAGUAGCUCAAUCGCAAGUGGAAGAAACAAUGAAAAUAGUCGAAGCCGAGUCCGCCGAAGCUGCUGAAGUUGAGAAAAUAGUCAUGGUGGACGAAGAGGCCGCAAACGAACAAGCCAAAGCUGCCCAAGCCAUCAAGGAUGAAUGCGAAUCAAACAUGGCAGAAGCAAUGCCCAUCCUGAACGCUGCUUUAGCUGCUUUGAAUACCUUAACUCCUCCAGAUAUCACCAUCGUGAAGACGAUGAAGAAUCCUCCGAAGGGAGUGAAGCUUGUGAUGGAAGCUGUUUGCAUCUUAAAGGAUAUAAAACCAGACAAAGUGCCUGCACCAAGCGGUAUAGGAACGGUGGAAGACUACUGGGGACCUUCGAAGAAAGUCUUGGGUGACAUGAAGUUCUUGGAGAGCCUUAUCAACUACGAUAAAGACAACAUACCGCCGAGAAUCAUGGCCAAGCUAAAAGAACAGAUACUCACCGACGAAAAUUUCGAUCCAGAUAAGGUCAAAACUGCUUCAUCUGCCUGCGAAGGCAUUUGCAAGUGGGUUAUCGCUAUCUCGAAGUACGACAAAGUAGCUAAGGUUGUGGCACCUAAAAAGGCGGCUCUGGCUAUAGCUGAAGAACAGUUCAAUACAGCUAUGGCGUCGUUAGAAAUCAAGAGGGCUCAGUUAAGAGAGGCUAGAGAAAAGGUAGCAAAAUUGGAAGCAAGGCUUCACGAGGAAAAGAAGAAGUUCCAGACAUUGACAGACGAAGUGAACCUGUGCACCCUGAAGUUGCAAAGGGCCGAAGAACUAAUUGGAGGCCUUGGCGGAGAGAAAGACAGAUGGAGAAGUACGGCAGAAGCUUUGGGUGAAAGAUACAAGGUGCUAGUUGGUGAUAUACUGGUUUCAGCCGGCGUUGUAGCUUACUUAGGAGCGUUCACCAUGCAAUUCAGGACAAAACAGAUCGAGUCCUGGGUGGACCAGCUGAUUAAGAGCGGAAUAGUGACCACGAAAGAUUUUCAAUUAACGCAAAUUUUAGGAGAACCGGUAGUGAUAAGGCAGUGGAACAUCUACGGGUUGCCUACGGACAAUUUCAGCAUUGAAAAUGCCAUCAUUAUUUCGAAUGCCAGGAGGUACGCACUAAUGAUCGACCCUCAAGGGCAGGCGAAUAAGUGGAUAAAAAAUAUGGAAAGGCUGCACAAUUUGGCAAUAAUUCGCCUCAAUCAGCCUGAUUACGUUCGCAUACUGGAAAACGCCAUUCAAUUUGGCCAGCCUGUACUUCUGGAGAAUGUAGGACAAGAAUUAGAUCCAAUAUUGGAGCCGGUUUUGGCUCAACAAAUAUUUAAACAAGGUGGCGCAAUGUGUUUGAAAUUAGGAGACUCGGUAGUUGAAUACAGCAGUGAUUUUAAGUUAUAUAUAACGACAAAACUACGUAAUCCUCACUACUUACCUGAGGUAGCUGUGAAGGUGACUCUUGUGAAUUUCGUGAUCACAAAAGCCGGCCUGGAAGAUCAACUUUUGGGCAUCGUGGUUGCCAAGGAACGACCCGACCUGGAAGCGGAAAAAAAUGCUCUCAUCAUACAAGGAGCUGAAAAUAAACGUUCGUUGAAAGAGAUUGAAGAUAAAAUUUUAGAAGUUUUGAGCACGUCCCAAGGUAAUAUUUUGGAAGACGAGACCGCAGUACAGAUUUUGAGUUCUUCAAAACAACUAUCGAAUGAAAUAGCCGCAAAGCAGGCUGUGGCCGAAGUUACGGAAAAACAAAUUGACAAAGCUAGACUGGAAUAUACUCCAAUAGCUGUGCAUUCGACGAUAUUGUUUUUCACUAUCGCUGAUUUGGCCAAUAUAGAUCCAAUGUAUCAGUAUUCGUUGGUUUGGUUUGUAAAUCUGUUUAAAUCUACCAUAGAUAACACAGAUAAAGUAGAAGAUGUUACCAUGAGAUUAGAUGACUUAAGAAAGGUUUUUACCUACUACUUGUACGUGAAUAUCUGCCGCAGCCUGUUCGAAAAGGACAAGCUGCUGUUCGCCCUUCUGCUCUCCAUCAACCUGCUGAAAAGCAUUGACGCCGUGAACAUAGCCGAGUGGAUGUUCCUGCUAACAGGUGGCGUGGGCCUCGACAAUCCGCAUAAAAACCCGUCGGAUUGGCUGGUGGUCAAGUCGUGGGACGAGUUGUGCCGUCUCAACGACUUGCCCGCUUUCGAUGGCAUUAUAAAACAUUUUACAAAUAACUUGCCAAAAUGGAAGGAAAUCUUCGAUUCCGGGGAACCCCAAAAGAAACCUCUACCGUCUCCAUGGGACAAACAACUGGAUUCUUUGCAAAAAUUACUAAUUUUGCGUUGUAUACGAUACGACAAAAUUCUACCAAGCAUCCAGGAUUUUGUUACAGAACACAUUGGAAAACAAUUUGUCGAACCCCCACCAUUCGAUUUGAACUCAUCCUUUGCUGACUCCCAUUGCUGCAUUCCUCUGAUCUUCGUACUGACUCCCGGAGCUGAUCCAACGGCCGUUUUGCUGAAAUUCGCAGACGAUCAAGGUUUUGGUGCGGCUAGAUUGUACUCCUUGUCUUUGGGACAAGGACAAGGACCUAUUGCCAUCAAAUUGAUCGAUGAAGGUGUCAAAAAUGGUACCUGGGUAGUAUUGCAGAACUGCCAUCUUGCUAAAAGUUUUAUGCCUACGCUUGAAAGGAUUUGCGAGAACUUGACACCCGAUUCAACGCAUCCAGAUUUUCGCCUAUGGCUCACCUCCUACCCGGCAGACCAUUUUCCAGUAUUAGUACUCCAGAAUGGCGUAAAAAUGACCAACGAGCCGCCCAAAGGGCUCAGAGCAAACAUACUCAGGUCGUACCUAGGCGACCCUAUUUCAGAUUCCGAAUGGUUCGAAGGCUGUAAGCAGGGCGACGUUUUCAAGAAGCUAUUGUAUAGUUUGUGUUUCUUCCACGCCACUGUACAAGAAAGAAGGAAAUUUGGAGCUUUAGGGUGGAACAUACCGUACGAGUUUAAUGAGACUGAUUUGAGGAUUAGUGUGAUGCAGUUACAGAUGUUUUUGAACGAGUAUGAGGAUAUCCAAUUUGACGCCCUGUUAUACCUGACAGGUGAAUGCAAUUACGGAGGAAGAGUGACAGAUGACUGGGACAGGAGGACACUAAACACUAUAUUGAGAAAGUUCUACUGCAAGGGAGUAGUUGAACAACCGAACUAUCCCUUUGAUCCUACAGGUGUAUAUUGCUGUCCCGACAAGACCGACUACGACGAAUUCAUGAACUACACGAGGUCUUUGCCUUUGAUCACCCAUCCGGAAGUGUUUGGCAUGCAUGAGAACGCCGACAUAUUGAAAGAUCAGCACGAAACGAAUUUGAUGCUGAGCAGCACUCUUCUCACGCAGGACACAAUGUCCGCCUCUAGCUCGACCAAGUCACCCGAUGACAUCGUCAUGGAAGUGGCAGCUGACGUUCUGGCAAAAUUACCCAAUGAUUUCGAUCGGGAUGCUGCUAUGGAGAAAUACCCUGUAUCUUACGCGCAGAGUAUGAACACUGUUUUAGUGCAGGAGAUGAACAGAUUCAACAUAUUACUCAACGUCAUCAGGACCAGUUUGAAGAAUGUCCAAAAAGCUAUUAAAGGUUUGAUUGUGAUGUCCGUUGAUUUAGAAGAAGUGGUCAGCAGUAUUCUCACUGGCAGAAUACCAGCAAUGUGGGCCAAAAAAUCUUACCCGUCCCUAAAGCCCUUGGGAAGUUAUAUCAAUGAUUUUCUAGCAAGAUUAGUAUUUCUACAGCUUUGGAUGGAUGAAGGUGCGCCAGUGACUUUUUGGAUAUCUGGAUUCUUCUUUACGCAGGCCUUUUUGACGGGAGCACAACAGAAUUUUGCCAGAAAAUAUACGAUUCCCAUUGACUUGCUUACCUUCGAUUAUGAGGUUUUAAGAGAAACGAAGUUCAAAACACCACCGCACGAUGGCGUUUAUGUUUAUGGAUUGUUUCUGGAUGGUGCCAGAUGGAAUAGUAGUACAAUGAUGGUGGAUGAUUCCCUACCUAAAGUCUUAUAUGACAGCGUACCAUAUAUUUGGUUGAAACCUCUAAAAAGGGAAGACUUUGUUGAGAAAGAAACUUAUACUUGCCCUGUAUAUAAAACAGUUGAACGCAGAGGCGUUUUGUCAACGACGGGUCACUCGACGAAUUUCGUCAUUGCGAUGUUGCUACCCACAGAUAAGCCUCAAAAGUAUUGGAUUAUGAGGGGCGUAGCCAUGUUGUGUCAACUGUCGCAGUAGUUUAUUAUUAUUUAGUUUUAGUUAUGUUUUAUUUAUUU